AUGGCGGCCGUGGACGCGGGCGGGCUGGAGCGGGGCCCACCUGCGGGCAUGGUGCCCGUGCGGCUGCGGACCCCGUCGGGGAGGACGGCCGUGUACUACGCCGCGCCCGGCAGCGCCGCCGCGGCGGGGGCGGUGGCCGCCGGGCCGCAGGCGCAGGCGCUGCCGCUCGAGCAGCAGCUGCAGCAGCAGCUGCAGCAGCCGCAGCAGCCGCAGCAGCAGCAGCCGCAGCAGCAGCAGCAGCAGCAGCAGCCGCAGCAGCAGCAGCAGCUUCAGCUUCAGCAGCAGCGACUGCCGAGGCCGCCGCCGCCGCCUGGGCAGCCCGCGGCACAGGGCAGCGACGAGACUUCCGCCCCCGCUGAAGGUGCUGCUGGCAGUGGAGACGGCACGGGUUCACCCAGCAGUCAGGACAACGGUGCCGAGGCGGCCGCGCCAGAGCAACUCGCGUUUGGCGGCCCCGAUCCCAUCUGCGUUGGGGAGUACGCUUACCAGGACGGCGACCUGGCGCUUGUUGUGCACGUAGACCACACCGUGGAUCCGGCGAGCUACGUCGUGCAGAUGGUGCAGACGGGCCAGGAGGUGAGCACCCAGAGGCAAUGGCUGAUGUCCGUCCACGAGGCGCAGGCCAUGCAGCAGGCGGCCGCCCAGCGGGCGCAGCAAGAGCAGCAGCUGCACCAGCGCCACCAUCAACAGCGGCAGGAGCAGCAGCAGCAGCCGCAGCCGCAGCAGCAGCAGCUCGCGUUCGCCGACAUGGUGCAGAUGCAAAAUGCGAAGCAUCGGCAGCAGCUGCAGCCGGAGCUGGAGCAGCAGCCCGAGGAGCAACUGGAGCAUCAGUCGCAGCAGCAGCCGCAGCAUCAAAUGGAGCAGCAGCUGGAGCAACUGGAGCAGCAGCCGCGACAGCAGUGGCAGCCAGAGCAGCAGUACCAGAUGUUCCAGCAGCAGUUUCAGCAGCAGGCGCUGCUGCAGCAGGAGCUCCUCCAGCAGCAGCACCACCACCAGCAGAUGCUGCAGCUGCAGCAGCAGCCGCAUCAGCAGCCGCAGCUGCUGCAGAGCCCACAGGGCCUGCAGCCGAGCAUGCGGCCGGGCGUGCAGCACCUGGCGGCCCACCCCGCGGACGGCCUCCCGGCGCAGCCGCGCGCGCCCUGGCACACCCCGGCGCCCGCGCCCUCGCUCGCGCCGUGCUCCUCCAUGUGCUACGCGCCGGCCCCGCACGCCCACUUUCCCCACGGCCGCGCGGACCCGCCCCGCCAGGCGCCAGACAGGCCCGAGAACCACGCGCUGAGGGAGCUCAGCGAGCUGCUGGACAGGGCAGAAGCAGGAGCGCUGCUGGGCCCGCGCGGGCUCCAUGCCGACAGCCCGCCGCCGAGCCCGCCGGCCCUGCGCCGCGCCGCCCACGGCGCCGCAGGCGCGCCGGCCGCGGCCAACUUCGCGCUGCAGGCGGCGGCGGAGGCCCUCCGUGCGCUGGACGAGCCGGCCUCAGCGCGCAGGGGCCACUCGCGGCCAUCGCG
This is a messenger RNA of Prorocentrum cordatum, 1505 nucleotides long. NCBI's taxonomy places the organism in Eukaryota, Dinophyceae, Prorocentrales, Prorocentraceae. The record is from the annotation of a GenBank genome assembly.